This is a messenger RNA of Emericellopsis atlantica, 1381 nucleotides long. RefSeq lists its product as uncharacterized. Gene Ontology annotation, cellular component: mitochondrial outer membrane. The record is from RefSeq and is a predicted model, not a curated record. Gene Ontology annotation, biological process: lipid homeostasis; mitochondrion organization. The coding region runs from base 217 to 1206 and encodes 329 amino acids. Lineage: Eukaryota; Fungi; Ascomycota; Sordariomycetes; Hypocreales; Bionectriaceae. The transcript has 2 exons.
UAGAGUGAAGCCCUGGAGCUCGGGGACAUCAAAUUGGGGUAUUGUGGUUGGCCAACGUGGUGCAGGGUACCUUAAUUACCCCGGACCAGCAUUUGGAGACGUCACCAAGCGCCCGCUGACGACCGGGUUCAACACCGACAUUUUCCCCUUCACCUCCCAUUGACAUCUUCGUCAGUACGCAAGGUAGCCCAGACAGCUACAGCGUACACUGACGCCAUGGUCGACCGACGCGACUCUCUGUCGACCAACGUGUCGCUAUUACAGCUCGACCCGGCGCCCAUAGAUUCCCCCGAAGUCGAGCGCCCAGUUCCGCCGCUUGAAGAUGAAUCCUCCGAAGAUCUAGAGAGCCCGAGCGCCUCACUGCCCUCGAAAGGCUCAGCAUCAGCCCCUGGUUUGAGUGGCUCAGGGCGUGGCCCCAUCUACUACUUGACACGCCUACAAAAGUACUCGUCGUAUGCGAUGAACACCUUCUUCGCCCUCCAUAUUACAAAUGUCUCGAUUCUACCAGCGAUAACAGGCUCCACCGACGCCUCGGAGACGUAUCUCCUCAUGACGCGCGAAAUCUACCAGACCGCCAUCACGGAGCCGCUCCUUGUUGCCCUACCUGCAAUCCUACAUAUUGGUUCCGGCAUAGCAUUGCGUCUGGUACGCAGAUCGCAGAACGUGCAACGAUACGGGACGACGACCCCAGGCUUUUGGGCCGUGGGAAGCCACAGGAAGCGCAUGAGCCCCUGGCCAGAGAUGAGCUACAUCUCAUUAUCAGGGUACGCCCUGAGCUUCUUCUACUCGGCGCACGUGCUCGUGAAUCGCAUCUUGCCGCUGGCCGUGGAGGGCGACAGCUCGAAUAUUGGACUGGCGUACGUCGCGCACGGGUUUGCCAGAAGUCCCUGGGUAUCGGGGAUUUUCUACGCCGGCCUGAUCGGCUUGAGCGCGGGCCACAUUGUUUGGGGGUCGGCCAAGUGGCUGAAUGUCGCACCCUCCACCCGGGGUUGGUUGCAGAGGCGGAAGGGAACAGAUGCGUCGGCUGUUGUAGACAAGAAGACCCGCAAGGAGAGGCGGCGCAAGUGGCUCGCUGUGCAAGGCGUGGCGGCGCUUGUAGCUGGCCUCUGGGCUGUCGGGGGUCUGGGUGUUGUUGCCAGAGCGGGCGCCAGCGAUGGUUGGGUUGGGAAACUGUACGAUGACAUGUUCAUGAGGAUCGGAGCGUGAGCUAUGGGAUACCCAUGCAUUGUGAUGGCGUCAGGGAGUCGCCUAUGGGUUACGUCUUGUAUAUACGUUGCAGGGCAGAAUCUGAAUAGUCAACAUUUUCAUGCAGGAAAUGCUGGGCCACUUGAGCAAAAAAUGUAGCGCACAGUUCGGAGUGCCACGCUAAAUAGGAGUGAGG